AUGAGCCACCUGCCCAUCCUGCUCCUCCUACUCCUGGUCAGCCCUGGACUGCAAGCUGCCCCAACCCAGGCGACACCCUUGAAGACAACUCAGGUUAACUGCUCUAACUUGAGGGAAGAAAUUGUAACUCUCCUAAACCAGCCACCUUUGCCUUCAUCAAACUUCAACAACUUAAACAGGGAAGACCAACGCAUUCUGAUGAAACCAAACCUUCGAAGGCCAAACUUGGAAGUAUUCCAGAAGGCCAUCAAGAGUUUACAGAACGCAACAGCAAUCGAGAGCAAUCUUAAGGAUCUCCCAUUAUGCCUGCCCAUGGCCACGGAUGCACCCACGCAACAUCCAAUCCAUAUCAAGGACGGUGACUGGAAUGACUUCCGGAUGAAACUGAAGUUCUAUUUGAAAACCCUUGAGAUUAAGCAGCCUCAAUAG
Messenger RNA from Sapajus apella (tufted capuchin), 429 nucleotides. RefSeq names its product interleukin 3 (gene IL3). The transcript is spliced from 5 exons. Gene Ontology annotation, biological process: immune response. Gene Ontology annotation, cellular component: extracellular region. Gene Ontology annotation, molecular function: growth factor activity; interleukin-3 receptor binding. NCBI's taxonomy places the organism in Eukaryota, Metazoa, Chordata, Mammalia, Primates, Cebidae. Bases 1 to 429 code for a protein of 142 amino acids. The record is from RefSeq and is a predicted model, not a curated record.